This is a messenger RNA of Daucus carota subsp. sativus, 1116 nucleotides long. RefSeq lists its product as uncharacterized. Bases 1 to 1116 code for a protein of 371 amino acids. The transcript has a single exon. The record is from RefSeq and is a predicted model, not a curated record. NCBI's taxonomy places the organism in Eukaryota, Viridiplantae, Streptophyta, Magnoliopsida, Apiales, Apiaceae.
AUGAGUACAGUCAGGUGUAUUAUUGCUUUGGCAGCAUCCAAACAAUGGAAACUAUUUCAAUUAGACGUAAACAAUGCGUUCCUACAUGGCGAUUUGAUUGAAGAAGUCUACAUGAAGGUUCCUGAAGGUUAUCCUAACCCACUAAACAAAGUCUGCAGACUUGUCAAAUCCAUAUAUGGAUUAAGGCAGUCCUCUCGAAUAUGGUCUGAUAAGCUUGCUAUAUCGUUAAUUUCACAAGGUUUUGUGAGGUCUAAAAAUGACUACAGUUUGUUCAUAUACAAAACUGAUAGUCACAUCACUAUUUUAGCAGUAUACGUCGAUGAUAUUAUGAUUACUGGUAGUGAUGAGUCACACAUUUCGGCUGUUAAAGAGUUUUUGGAUCAAGCUUUUAGCAUUAAAGAUCUGGGGUUAUUGCAUUAUUUCUUGGGUAUUGAAGUUACUUACAUGCCAGAUGGAAUAGCUCUCAGUCAAAAGAAGUUCACCAAGGAACUCCUUCAAGGUGUAGACAUUGAUACUUCUAAGAAAGCUGUCACUCCCCUUCCUAUUCAUAUCAAACUUCACUCAGAUGAGGGUGAUUUGUUUCCUGACCCUGAGUUAUACAGAUCAUAUGUGGGAAAAUUAAAUUUUCUCAUACACACUAGGCCAGAUUUAUCAUAUACAGUACAGCUUUUGAGCCAGUAUAUGCAACAUCCCAGGAUACCACACUUUGAAGCAUUACAACAUACUCUAAGAUACAUAUCACAGUCUGCAGGACAAGGGAUUUUGUUAAAGGCAAAUGAUCAUCUCACUCUUCAAGCAUUUUCUGACUCCGACUGGGCAGCAUGCCCUGAUUCUAGACGUUCUGUCACUGGCUAUGUUCUACUUCUUGGAAAUAGUCCAAUUUCCUGGAAAUCAAAGAAACAACCAACUGUUUCUAAGUCGAGUUCAGAAGCCGAAUACAGAGCCAUGUCCUCUGCUGCAGCUGAAGUUACAUGGAUGGUGCGAUUAUUAACAGAACUAGGAGUUGAUAAAUUGACACCAUUCAUAUCAAUCAACCAAUUACACUUCAUUGUGACAAUCAAUCAGCCAUUCAUAUCGCCAAGAAUCCAAUCUUUCAUGAAAGAACUAAACACAUAG